Molecule: messenger RNA, 2706 nt
Organism: Medicago truncatula (barrel medic)
Lineage: Eukaryota; Viridiplantae; Streptophyta; Magnoliopsida; Fabales; Fabaceae
Product: neurofilament heavy polypeptide
Exons: 9
Coding region: 1239-2489 (416 amino acids)
Source: RefSeq, a predicted model, not a curated record
ACUUCAAAUAAACACUCAACUCAUUCGGAUAGCCUUUCUUUGCUUUUUUGUUUCUCUGUUUUGUAACCCAGCUGAGUUUGAGUUCUCUUUGCACCGAUUUCAUUUAUUGUUUUUUCCCUCAGUAUCUCUUCCUUCUUUCACUUAAAUCAAAUCACAUACAUCUUAUAAUAUAAAUUUUAUGAAAUUUUAAUCUUAUGCUUACUAUUCAAAAUGAAUAAUACUACAAGGCCAACUCCGAUUCAAUCAAAAAUACUCGCGAAUGUUGAAGCUUGUACUGGCUGGUGCCAGCUCAUAUUCUCUAACAAACUCGAUGAAGUAGUUACACCAGUGGGAUAUAUAAAGUUCUCUGUUCCCACUUCUUCAACAUUCAUCGAGAAUUCCUUCAAUCACCGUUGCUUCAUCUCAUCCAAAAACGGUUACAGCUUUCAGCGAUUUUCAGGUUUUAGGAAUUUUUCAUCUUUACGGUAACAUCGUUUAUUUCGUUUUCGUUUUCGUUUUCGUUUUCGUUUCUUUUUCAUGAAUCUUCGUUUCUUUUUCACUCACUGAUGAAUCUUCGUUUCUUUUUCACUCACUGAUGAAUCUUCGUUCCGUUUCAGGUUUUAGCUCGAACAUCUUCUCGGUAAUUCGUCAUCGCUAUUUCUUCUCAUUUUAAUAUUCGAAUUUUCGUUUUUGUUCGUAUGAUUUUUUUAAUUAUAGAAUUCAUUUUUUUUGUCUGCACUUGAUAUACUGUAUGAAUAUUUUGGUUUCUAUUUCUGAUAUUGUUUCACUUUGCCGAUUAUUUGUUUCAAUCGAUUUUUCACAAAUUUUAUUUUUCUCAAGUGUUCUUGUUUAUUGAGUUUUCAAAGAAUUUGAUUUUUUACCAGGUUAAUUGAUUAAUAACAACUUUAUUCAUCUUAAUUUUUUAGUCUUUUAAAUUAGGUCAUUAUUUGAUUAUUUUUUUCACUCAUAACCUUUUGUUUAAGAUUGUUGAUAUUUAGUACUUGAUAUGAUUAAUUUUUCACCAUGAUCUUUGAGUAUAAUCUAUGUGUAGGACUGUCACUAUUUGAGAACUUUUAGUCUCUUAAAUUUGGUCAUCAUUUGAUUAUUUUCUUCACUCAUAACCUUUUGUUUAAGAUUGUUGAUAUCUAGUACUUGAUUGUUUAGAUUUUGAUGCGUUUCAAUCUUUGAGAUGAUCUAUGAUAAAUUUUCAUUUUGAUUCCGAUUCGUCUAGUUUUUUUUCGAUCUGACCUAAUCUAUACAUGAAAUUUGUAUAUGAACAUUUAAGAACGGCAAUGGACUCCCUCUCAAAAAAAAAAAGAACGGCAAUGAACUUGCUAGCUGACUCUGCUUGUGAUGUUAAAGACAUUGAGGAUGCUAUCGCCAAAGCCAACGCCAAGGCCAAGCCUUCUGCCAACGUCAAGGCCAAGCCUGCAGCCAAAGCCAAGCCUUCUGCCAAGUACAAAGGCAAAGCUAUCCAAGAAGAAGUGCCAGAGUGGGAUGAUACCACUAAUGCGCUUCUAACGAAGGCGGUCAAGAGGCAUGGUAAGUCGCACCGAAGCUUUAUAAAUAUCGUUGCUGAUCCCGACUUCGAAGACCUCCUUGCUUUUGGAUCUGAUGCUUGCCGGUUGAAAUGGGGUCGUAUAGAAAAGCAGAAAGAGAAACUGAUGAAAGAUGCACAAGCCAAGGCGGCUGAGAAAAAAAGUGAUGAACUGGUCAAAGAUAGAAAGGGAAGACAGCUCAAGGUCACUGAGGAGAAAGAGGGACCUGAAGAAUCAGAUUCAGAAUUAGGGAUGGAGCUGAAAAAGAAACCGAUGAAAGAUGCACAAGCCAUGGCUGAGAAAAAAAGUGAUGGACUGGUCAAAGAUAGAAAGGGCAGACAGCUCAAGGUCACUGAGGAGAAAGAGGGACCUGAAGAAUCAGAUUCACAAGUAGGGAUGGAGCUGAAAAAGAAACCGAUGAAAGAUGCACAAGCCAUGGCUGAGAAAAAAAGUGAUGGACUGGUCAAAGAUAGAAAGGGCAGACAGCUCAAGGUCACUGAGGAGAAAGAGGGACCUGAAGAAUCAGAUUCACAAGUAGGGAUGGAGCUGAAAAAGAAACCGAUGAAAGAUGCACAAGCCAUGGCUGAGAAAAAAAGUGAUGGACUGGUCAAAGAUAGAAAGGGCAGACAGCUCAAGGUCACUGAGGAGAAAGAGGGACCUGAAGAAUCAGAUUCACAAAUGGAGCUGAAAAAGAAACCGAUGAAAGAUGCACAAGCCAAGGCUGAGGAAAAAAGUGAUGGACUGGUCAAAGAUAGAAAGGGCAGACAGCUCAAGGUCACUGAGGAGAAAGAGGGACCUGAAGAAUCAGUUUCACAAGUAGGGGACAAUUCUCCAUCUGUAAAAGAUUACUUCGCACUCGUUCUGACAGGAAUUAAUACUGUGAUUAAGGAACUGAAAGUGAACAACUCUUCAAUCAAGGAAACCAAUUCAACUCUUAAAGAGUUGGUGACCGUUAUGAAUAAAAAGCCUUAGUGGUAGCAUAUUAAGUUGUAGCAUAUUUCUGGAACUUCUUUUAAUUUCUGCGAAGACUCAUUAAGCCUUAGUGGUUAUGAUAUGUUGUGAUAGUGCAUAGCAAUUAAGCUCAAAAUAUAAGAAUGAUCAAAGUUGUAGCAUAUAAAAUUUCUGGAACUUCUUUUUUCUGUGACUGUGAAGACUCAUUAAGCCUUAGUGGUUAUGAUAUGUUGUGAUA